AGAAACCAUGUGAAUACCCAGCUAUAAAAAAUGGCAAGUUAAGUGGAAGUCUGGAGUACGGCAGAUACUAUUACUUUCCAGCGAGGCUUGGGCAGUAUGUUGAUUACCACUGCAGUAAUGGUUAUUCAACACCAAGUGGAGACUACUGGGUUCGAAUUACCUGUUCUGAAAGGGGCUGGUCUCCAGAGCCAAAAUGCCUCAAAAUAUGUCAGAUCAGACAAGUGGAAAAUGGUUAUUUCUCACGUAUCCGGAAGAAUUUUUACAAGGAAGGUGAAAGAGUUAGAUACGUCUGCAAUGAUGACUAUCGUACUGAACAUAAAGAUGGGGAAGUCACAUGCACAAAGGAUGACUGGUCACCUCCUCCAAGAUGUAUCCGUAAAAAACUGAGGUGGUACCUGCACACCAUGGUGAUCUCUGGCGUGCCCCCCAUUGCAAUACGGACAGAAGAAAAAUGCCAGAAGAUCCAUUUUGCCCAUGGUUAUUUCACCUCGCAAAAGGAAAUAUUUAAUUUACAGGAGACGGUCACCUACAAUUGUCAUACUGGCUUUGUAACUCCAGAAGGACAUGAAACAGGAAGGAUACAGUGCCAAGAAAAUGGCUGGACUGCAUCUCCAAAGUGCAUCACAAUAGAGUGUGAAAUGCUGACAUUGCCCAAUGGAGAUUUUUCUCCCAAGAAGGGUAAAUACCGCAAUGGAGAUGUUGUGAAAUUUACCUGUGCAAAUAAUUACCUAAGAGUGGGACCUGCCUCUACUCAGUGCUAUUACUUUGGAUGGUUUCCAUCACCACCAGUGUGUAAAGUGGGCGCCAGUGGCUGUGGACCUCCUCCUGCGAUUACCAAUGGAACUAUUGCUGGGGACUCUGUGGAACAGUAUCGGCAUGGGGACAGAAUGCAGUAUGCAUGCAACGAUGAAUUAAAAUUGGUUGGAUCAAAGGAAAUAGAAUGUGUUGAUGGACAGUGGUCUCCUCCUCCCUCUUGCAUUG
Messenger RNA from Leptosomus discolor (cuckoo roller), 981 nucleotides. NCBI's taxonomy places the organism in Eukaryota, Metazoa, Chordata, Aves, Leptosomiformes, Leptosomidae. The record is from RefSeq and is a predicted model, not a curated record.